Hemicordylus capensis (graceful crag lizard) is the source of this 2065-nucleotide messenger RNA. It is a transcript of the gene MLF2, whose product is annotated as myeloid leukemia factor 2. The transcript has 10 exons. NCBI's taxonomy places the organism in Eukaryota, Metazoa, Chordata, Lepidosauria, Squamata, Cordylidae. The coding region runs from base 269 to 1342 and encodes 357 amino acids. Gene Ontology annotation, biological process: regulation of DNA-templated transcription. Gene Ontology annotation, cellular component: cytoplasm; nucleus. The record is from RefSeq and is a predicted model, not a curated record.
CUGGUGUAGGCCUCUGUGAAGCCUGAACUCGAGUAGGGCCCAAGCCAGCCAGGAAGGAGGAGGCAGCCAGAGUGGCCACCACUGUUCUCUGCAACAGAAGACCCCUUGCUGCCAGCGUUCAUAGGUGUGUUCAAAGAGCAGAGAGAAGCUCAAAGGCACUUUACAGCUGUGACAUGGGAAACACGUCAACUCUCAACGCCGAAACCAGCGGCGGCGGCGGCAGCAGCUUUGCUUCUCGCAGACUCGGCGGACGCACUAUUCUGGUUCUAUGAGGGCGGAAGGACCUCUGCUGUUCACACGGGCGCACUGCAGCUUCGACAAGUACUGGCAACUCCUGCCAUGGUCAGGAAGAGGGCAUCCUCUCCCCAGUCAAAGGAAUGAAGCCGAAGCUGUACCGCGGGCUACCAUUUCCUUAGCAUCAAAAGAACCUCGAGAUUUUCUCCCAGGAUUAAAAUCCUCCACCUCGUGGACGUAUUUAUCUGUCUAUAGCGCACACUCACUACAUUUCGCCAAGCCCCUACCGAGGACGGCACGCUCUUCUCUUGAGAUUAAAGCGAAGUGUAAACAAACGUCCUCCUGCACAAAAGCCCACUCUGCACUUGAGGGAAUUAUGUUCCGGUUCAUGAGAGAUGGAGAACCAGAGGAUCCAAUGUUUGUGAUGGACCCUCUUGCCAUUCAUCAUCAGCACGUGAACCGUGUGCUCUCAGGUGGCUUUGGUUACACCCCCUUCCUCAGCAUUGGCAAUGGCACCGUACCUGGAACUCGCCAGGCUAGCCGAAGAAUGCAGGCAGGAACUGUUUCACCCUUUGGGAUGCUAGGAAUGGCAGGUGGUUUUAUGGACAUGUUUGGCAUGAUGAAUGACAUGAUUGGGAACAUGGAACACAUGACAAGUAGCACCAACUGCCAGACGUUUACCUCCUCAACUGUCAUAUCCUACUCAAACCUGGGGGAUGCCCCCAAAGUCUAUCAGGAGACCUCAGAGACGCGCUCUGCACCUGGCGGGAUCCGGGAAACAAGACGAACAGUGCGAGACUCGGACAGUGGCCUGGAACAGAUGUCAAUUGGGCACCACAUCCGGGAACGUGCACACAUCAUGCAGCGUUCACGCAAUCACCGCACGGGUGACCAGGAGGAGAGGCAAGACUACAUCAACCUGGACGAGAGUGAUGCAGCUGCAUUCGAUGAUGAGUGGAGGCGAGAGACAUCCCGCUUCCGGACGCAGAGAGGGCUGGAUUACCGGCGUCACGAGGGGAGCAAUGGCCGUAGGGCUGAGGGGACUCGUCUUGCUAUUCAGGGACCCGAGGAGUCUCCAACCAGACAGUCGCGCCGGUACGACUGGUGAAUCCAGAGCAGACUUAAGGGGGGGUGUGAUGCAGUCACCCCCAAAUCUACCUUCAUGAUCUUGUACAGACAGUGAAACUCUGAUGGCGAAGCCCCUGCAGAAAUCACCUGGACCUUCCUCAAGUUGAAUACUAGCCUCCUGCCCCUCUUAAGAAUUAAAUUAAGUGACUAACGCUCUGCACAGUUGCCCUCCUUGCAUAGAGCAACUGGCCAAGGGGAAUAUGAGGGACUUUGUCCAUGAAUGAGUGACACACCCCUUUUACUUUGUUCUUUUUCCUCUAACUCCUCCCUGCCCGUCCUUGAGCUCCCCUACCUGCUCCCUCCCCUUAGUGUUUUUUGGGGGAUGCAGGAGUGAUCUCCUUGAGUUCUUGCCAUCCCCUCUGUAUCUCCUGCUCCAAGUUUGGCUGGUUCUGGAAUUUGUAUUUAAUACACCCACCCAAGUGGCAACCGUGUAAGAAAAUCGGUUGACCUGCUAUUAGUUUCAAGCACUUGGAAAAUAACUUUUAGUCACCUUUGCUCUUGGCUUGCCUGCCUGCCUGCCUGCCUGCCCUGGAAAUGGGGUAUGUAUAAAAGGGUGCAAAGAAUCGGGUGAGGUGUGGACAAACCAAACAGGCCCUACCUCUCCCCCCAAUCCAGUUGGCUCCCCAUCUUAUCAAAUUUGAUUUUGUGAAACUUGUAACUAGAUGUUCUGAGUUGAAUAAAGAAAUGGAACCUGUAAAGCAAA